This is a messenger RNA of Uloborus diversus, 936 nucleotides long. RefSeq names its product nicotinate-nucleotide pyrophosphorylase [carboxylating]-like. Gene Ontology annotation, cellular component: cytoplasm. The transcript is spliced from 2 exons. Gene Ontology annotation, molecular function: nicotinate-nucleotide diphosphorylase (carboxylating) activity. NCBI's taxonomy places the organism in Eukaryota, Metazoa, Arthropoda, Arachnida, Araneae, Uloboridae. The record is from RefSeq and is a predicted model, not a curated record. Gene Ontology annotation, biological process: quinolinate catabolic process; NAD+ biosynthetic process. Bases 151 to 936 code for a protein of 261 amino acids.
UUUUGUGACAGCUUGUUUGAAUAUUCAGAUUGAAAACUAGCAUUUGCUGUUUUACUUAAAAUUCUGGGGGGGAAAAAAACUGUUUUAAGGUGAUUUUGUAUCCAAGAUUUGUUGAGUAAGUGCUGUAAUUGUACGUUAAAUAGCAUAGCAAUGUUGGAAAGCAUUUUACAUCCUAUACAUCUAAAAGAGUUAGCAAAGCAGUGGAUGCUGGAAGACGUUACAAAUUAUGAUUUUGGAGGAGGUGUUGUUGGAGACACUGAGUGUGAAUUCACUAUUUUUAUGAAAAGUCCUGGAGUUCUUGCUGGUAUUCCGUUUGCGAAUGCAGUAUUUUCUGAGCUUGGCUUGAAGGCAAACUGGAUUCACAAAGAAGGAGAGAAAAUUUUCCCAAUCACACCGGUUGUUAAAAUAUUCGGUUCUGCUAGAAAACUUUUGUUGGCAGAACGUAUAGUGUUAAAUGUUUUGAGCCGGGCUAGUGGUGUUGCUACUAUUGCUUCGAAUAUGAAGUCUCAGUUGGAAAGUGUAGGAUGGAAAGGUGCACUAGCUGGCACACGUAAAACUACGCCUGGCUUUAGAAUGGUUGAAAAAUAUGCUUUGCUAGUUGGCGGAGCAGACACGCAUCGUUAUGAUUUGUCCAGCAUGGUUAUGUUGAAAGACAAUCACGUGACAAUUUCUGGAUCAAUAGAAACGUUCCUAGCUCCUUUGGAGCUGGAUCCUGGCUUGAAGCAGAGAACCAGCAACCUUGCUACUGGAGGAGAUGAGGGUGCAGGUCUGCGACCCACUGAAACUGCAUUAGGGAGGGGGCAGGGAUACUCAUUUAUGCACAAAAAUGCAACGGGUGCAGGCAGAAGACUUACAGAGAUUGUUACAGAAGGGGAAAGCUCUGGACCAGUCAUUCCUAAGAAAGUAGAAACCAAACGUCAUCAACCGGAGGUUUGA